This is a messenger RNA of Drosophila innubila, 1818 nucleotides long. RefSeq lists its product as uncharacterized. Lineage: Eukaryota; Metazoa; Arthropoda; Insecta; Diptera; Drosophilidae. The coding region runs from base 1 to 1818 and encodes 605 amino acids. The transcript has a single exon. The record is from RefSeq and is a predicted model, not a curated record.
AUGUAUACGCCGCGUUGGCUUUUAGAAAUUCUCGUUUCGUUGUUGUUGCAAAUUGUGGUGAAUGGAUGGAAUUUAAGGUACAUUACCGGACUGCUGAUGCCGUUUAAACAGAUGAUUGAGUUUCAGGAAAUUGUGUGGUUCAUCAGCCAAGAGUUGAGCACCGAGCACACACAUCAAAUGGACCAAUUCAUACGCAUAAUGGGAGAUUCCUAUGGCAUUACCCAGACAGUUGUCAACAACAACUCAGAGAUGCGAAUGAUUCGAUCUGCUGCCAGACGUAAUCACAUGAGCAUUGUGCUCACCACCGGCCAAAAGGAUCCAAUUAUGAAUGUGGUCAAUAAAGUCUUGCUUGGCAGACACUUUUACUUUAUCACAUUCAUGAUGAUGGACAAGAUUGAGGAUAUGGAGCCGGUGUACGAGAUAUGUCGGUUUCUCGGCGAAUAUCAAUACGAGAAUUCAUUGUUAUAUUUCGAAUCGAUGGAUGGUAAAAAUCAACUUUAUGGCACCUCCAUGUAUCCGGUUGUUCAAUUUGAGAAUCGCACAGAUGUCUUGGCAUUUUUUCAAAGGAAAAGCAAACAAAUGUUAAACGCGCAGGAUGUUCAAGGUUAUAGAUUUCCGACACCGUUGCGUCAGGAUCCGCCGCAUUUGUUUAAGGUGUGGGAGAAUUACGAGGGCAGCACCUACCGCAUCAUUGAAACCUUUGUGCAACAUCUCAACGGCAGCUUCAAGGAGUUGGAAAUGCCAAAGGAUGCACUUGGAGGUCAGGUGGUUAACAUGAAGCAAACUCUCGAGCUGGUGAGACAACGACGCAUUGAGUUCUCCGCCCAUGCCUAUGCUCUGUUCAAGUCGGAUGAGGAGCUGGAUAGGAGCUAUCCAUUGCUGGUGGUGCGAUGGUGUCUGAUGGUGCCGCUCUACAACAAAGUCUCCACCUAUUUAUAUGCGGUGCAACCUUUCGCUGGCACCGUUUGGUUCUUUGUGGUUGGCGCCUUUCUGGCCUUAAUCCUGCUGGAGUUGCUCUGGCUUUGGCUGGCAGCUGACAAUGCUGCAGCUUCCCUAAUUGUCGCCCUGCUCAACUCCUUUUGCUACAUCAUCAAUAUUGCCACAGGACGACAAUUGUUGCAGCCGUCGAAGCUGCGAUUUCUGCUACUCCUUGCAGUCUUUUUUCAUGGCUUCUUCUUGUCCGCCAAUUAUACAUCCACCCUGGGCAGCAUUCUGACCGUGAAUCUCUUCCACGCUCAGCUCAACACCAUGGAGGACCUUUUGCAGGCCCAACUGCCAGUCAUGAUCAUCGACUAUGAGUUGGAGUUUCUUUUGCAAAUCUACUCGGAUCUCUCGCCAGAAUUUCGCAAUCUAUUACGGCCUGUAGACAGCGCGAUUUAUGCCCAACAUCAGAUUGGAUUUAAUAAUUCGUAUGCCUACUUUGUGACCGAGGACAAAUGGCAGUUUUUGGAUGAACAACAGAGGCAUCUGAAGCAGCGACAAUUCAAGUUUAGCGACAUUUGUUUUGGCUCCUUCCAUCUGGCCUAUCCCAUGCAGAUGGACUCCUCCCUCUGGCGGGAUCUGGAGUAUUAUACCUACCGAGUUCACUCCUCGGGGCUGCAUAAUUAUUACGCCCAAAUAAGCUUCGAGUCUGCUCUUCGUGCUGGUCUCGUUCAGCGCUUAAGUGAGAGCCAGGAAUACACAUCGGCGGGUCUACAACAUCUGGCAAUUGCAUUUAUUUUCCUUCUGACCAUGGCUGCUAUUGCGGUUGUUAUAUUCGGCCUGGAGCUGUUUUGGACUCGCAUUUUACUCUCUGGCAGGAAAAUUUCGAUUGUAUAG